AUGGAGACCUUUGCCCAUGAGGAAUGGGCUAAGAUUCCCCAGGAACGCUGUCAGAAGCUGGUGUCUGGCUAUGCAUCAUGUUUGCAGCAGGUUAUAACAGCAAAAGGAUAUUUUGUACUGGACCCAGAGGUUGGUCAGCUCCAAUAUUAUCUAAAUGAACUUAGUAAAAGCCAGCAACCUCCACGAGGGUCUCUGCCUCUCCUUGGGGCAAUAGUGAUCUCCAGCAAUGACUUUCCCUACAUGUUUACUGUUCAGUCUACUACUGGGGUUUCCUACAAACUUAGAGCACUGGACGCCCAGGAGCAGGAGUUAUGGAUGACUCAGCUGCAACUGUGUUCCCGACGCCACUCUGACAGCAGCGCCAAGGUGAUGAGCCAGGCUGAAGGGCAGCAGAAGAACCUAGUCAACUCUAUUGAGCCCCUACCCCCCCGAGGUGGACCCCUCUCUUCUCUGGAUGAGGACCUACUCCUUUUAAAGGCCACUUCUGCAGCCACUUUGAGCUGCCUGGGGGAGUGCCUCAGUAUGCUGCAGCACAAUGUUGUUCAGGCCCUCAACCAGAACCAAAACCAGAACCACACCUCUCGUCCCAGCCUCAGCCACUGUUCAUCUGGUCUGAAUCAGGCAGCUCCCAGAGAGAGAAUUCUGGGGUCACACUGGAGUCAGCAUUACAGCUCCAGUGUGACCCAAGUGGAGCCUGGUGGCCUCAGUUCCAGCAGUCAAAACCUGACUCACAGCUUAAGUGAGAGCCGAAGUCCCAGUCACAGACGAGGAACUGACCACAACCACAUCCAAAGCCAGAGUCAGUCACAUGCAGACAGUUCUGCUGGAUGGUCCAGAUCUCCUUCUGAGAAGCAGGUGAAAAAUAGCACGCAAACACCUCCCUCCUCCACCACCUGGCCUUCUUCCACACAAACAUACAAGGACCUGGGCCUCUCUUCUGAGGUAGGGGGGUUAAAUAAAAAGCUUUACCGAUGCUUACAGCAGGGACAGCAGCAGUGCCAGACCAGCAGCCCAGACACCCUCGAUCCCAAUGAUGAGACCACAGACACAGAGGACAACGAGGAAGAGGACCUCGGAGUUCUUGAUGACCAGCGAAGCAUCAUCAUUCACCUCCUGUCUCAGCUCAAACUUGGCAUGGACCUGACACGGGUGGUGCUCCCUACCUUCAUCUUGGAGAAGCGCUCCCUACUAGAGAUGUACGCCAACUUUAUGUCUCACCCUGACAUGUUCCUCUCCAUCACCUCUGGCUGCACACCAGAGGAGCGCAUCAUUCGCUUUGUGGAGUACUACCUGACUGCCUUUCAUGAGGGCCGGAAGGGUGCUGUGGCCAAGAAACCCUAUAACCCCAUACUGGGUGAGAACUUCCACUGUUCGUGGUAUGUGCCCCAGGACCAUGUUAGACCUCUGAGGACUACCAGCUGCAACGGUCCAAACUCAGCUCCCACAGCCACUUCUAACAUUCCCAGGUCCUCACAGAAGGGGGUGGAUGGCAGCAGCACAAGAAACUCAGACUGCUAUCGUGUUCGCUUUGUGGCGGAGCAGGUGUCCCACCACCCACCUGUAUCAGGCUUCUACUGCGAGUGCAAGGAGAAGAGAAUGUGUGUCAACACUCAUGUCUGGACCAAGAGCAAGUUCAUGGGCAUGUCUGUUGGAGUCUCCAUGGUCGGGGAAGGUGUGCUGUAUUUGUUGGACCAUGAUGAGGAGUAUGUGUUCACACUGCCCUGUGCCUAUGCCCGCUCCAUCCUGACUGUUCCAUGGGUGGAACUUGGGGGAAAGGUCACUAUCAACUGUGCCAAGAGUGGAUACUCUGCUGCUGUCACUUUCCACACCAAACCCUUCUAUGGAGGAAAAGUACACAGAGUAACAGCAGAGGUGAAGCACAACCAGACAGGAAACAUUGUGUGUAAGGCCCAGGGAGAGUGGAAUGGGAUGCUGGAGUUCAUCUAUAACAAUGGGGAAAACAAGGUGAUUGACACCUCCAAGCUACCAGUCAUCAAGAAGAAGAUCCGGCCUGUGGAGAAGCAGGGCCAGUAUGAGUCACAGCAUCUUUGGCAGCAUGUAACAGCGUCGUUGAAGGCAGGAAAUAUGGACGAAGCCACAGAACACAAACACUGCCUGGAAGAGAGGCAGCGCAGUGAGGGCAAAAAGAGAGCUACCACUAAAACCCCUUGGAAACCCAAAUAUUUUAUUAAAGAGGGUGAGGGCUGGGUGUACCACAAGCCUCUGUGGAAAGCUCACUGACCAGGAGUCUUGGAAGCAACUGUUCACACCCAGACAACAGGUGUGGUGAUCAGGGCCAGGGGCAGGCUGUCAGAAAUGUGAGGAGGCAGAGAGAGAGAUGAGAUUCUCUGUGUGCCAGAACAAGAGGUGCCAAAGACUUCCAGUGGAACAAUGACAAACAAACAGUCUUGUUUAAUCAGAAACAUGUUUCUUUAGCAGUGAGGUGAGACUGAUCUUACACAGGUAUGGCCACUUUUGAGAUUACAGUAUGAAGACACAAGAAUGGGACAUUUUUUCAAUCAAUCCAAACUAAUUUCUGUAAGCAGCGACUGCCUCUCUCACUUUUUAGUUGUUUGCACAACGUUCUAAACAAGUGUCAGUCACAACAGUUUUGCACAAUUCACUGUACAAUAUAUAUUGAUGAGCCAGAACAUUAUAACAUUUACAAAGUGACUAAUAGUGAUUAUCUUAUAACAGUGUCGUCACAAUGUGAAGUUCUGAAUAUAUUAGUCUGUGAGCAAACAGCUGAUUCUCUGAGUCAACAUGUUGGAUGUGGGAGAAAUGUGCAGGUGUAAACACCUGAGCCACUUCAACGAGGACCAAAGUGUUAUGGCCAGAUCAGGCAGUCGAAGCAUCUCAGAAACAGGAAGAUUCAUGGGGUGCUCCUGGUCAGCAGUGGUGAGGAACUGAACAAGUCUGAUCUACAUCGGCUCUACCUCGACAGCUUACAGGACUAACAGGACCUGCUGCUAAUAUCUUGGUGCAAGACACCACAGGGACCCUCAGAGGUCUUAUAGAGUCCACAUCUGUGGGUUGGAGCUGUUUGCACAGCACGUGGAGGAUCAACAGCAUCUUAGAGAGGGGUGGUCAUAAUGUUUUGGCCCAUCAGUGCGCAGUAAGCAAUGUGUGUGUGUGUGUGUGCUUUAGGUGUAUGUUUGAGAAUGGAUUUGAGUACUGAAUGCACAGAGAGAGCAGGGCAGAAUGUAGUCCGACUGGUUUCAUUUGAAGUUGAAGCUGUAGUCCACUGAUCUUCUCUUUAAUGGAACUCAUUUAACCUCAUAUGACAGAUAACUUUUUUAGGGGAGAAAUGACAUGACAUUAUCUAAGGUCAUCAUUCAUAUUCAGUCAAGGAGGGCUAUAUACAUUGCUCAUAUUAAGGUUCACUUUCACUGUAAUUCAUCCACAGCAUCUAAUAAAACCCUCAGUCAACCACUGUGUUACUAUAGACAGAGACUUAAUAACAAGUUAGACUGUGCCCCAUUAUAACAGCUGACUAUUUCACUGGAACAUUUAAUAUGCUGCAGUUUGACCCUAGAGGUGGAGAAACUUUGUGGGUCAGUUCAGCCAUAUGAUGAUGGAACAAAUUAUCAUAGUCUAGGUAUCUUUCCAUGCAGAUAGUUUUAUUUUCAGAUAUGUGUCUCUGAAAUGUCUGCCUGUACCAAAAUUCAUCUGUAUUGGAUUGCAAAUGGUAUUCCAUUUGCAGAUUUUUCUAAUGUCCUUAGUUAAUCCACAGAACAUACUGGGAAUAGUUUUCCUAGGAACUGUUUCUUUAGUAGAGGUGUUUUGUCAUGGAUUAUCCAGAGAAAAGUCACAUCACUGUCGCUUCAAAAGUAAUUUCCAUUUACAAUCUGGAGGGAGGAGGACUGAGCCUGUGGUUAUAGUUAAAGCUUAUUAUAAAGUGAUUACUAGUGUCUUACUAAAUUAGCUUUGCUAGCAUGAGCAGCACUAGACUUUAGCUCUUAUGCUUCCUUAUUUAAUUAACCUUUUCUCUUUGAAUUCUGUGGUCACAGAUGAAUGAUUAAAGGAAUUCAUUUCGAUUCAUAUUUAAAUGUAAAUUUUAGCCAGAGCUCCAUCUCUGCUUGUCAGAUUCGAUAGUUUGUUAGCUUGCAGUUUUUAUUUAACUUCCAACUUUUUCAUAUACAGUUCCACCAACAACUGCAUCUCACCAAAUGGGGCACCAGUGAUGGUUGAUAUGUAUGGAGAUGCCUGUCAAGUAACUGAUAAGCACCACAGUGCACCAUUUGCUGUGAGGCCAUCAUGAUCACUGCCCCACUAUAGUGUGAAAUAGUUGACCUGUCCACCUGAUUACAGUAGUAUGGUUCUUGUGGGGGUACCACUAUAUUAAUCAGCAUCUCAGUUCUAAAACCAUUUGAAACCAUUGUAGUGAUUUUUUCUAACUCCAUCCGUCAAGUUCACACUAGAGCCAGAGUCAACUGCCUGAACAUCAUUUAUUUUAGUUCAUAUUCAUUGGGAAUGUUUCUCAGUGUCAUCAUGUAGUUUUGACCAGGCAACUAGCCAAACACCUUGUCCUCCAUCUGACCAUUAAUCAACAAACCUAUGCAACACUUGACUGUAGACAGUAGUCCUGAGGGGCACCUGGGCUUGGGAAUUAAGAAGCUCUGUAUUUGUUUGAAAUAAAGAUCUCUUAUCAA
This is a messenger RNA of Lates calcarifer (barramundi perch), 4652 nucleotides long. RefSeq names its product oxysterol-binding protein-related protein 10. Gene Ontology annotation, molecular function: cholesterol binding. The record is from RefSeq and is a predicted model, not a curated record. The coding region runs from base 1 to 2241 and encodes 746 amino acids. The transcript is spliced from 12 exons. Gene Ontology annotation, cellular component: membrane; intracellular membrane-bounded organelle; cytosol. NCBI's taxonomy places the organism in Eukaryota, Metazoa, Chordata, Actinopteri, Centropomidae.